AUGGAAAAGACCAAAAUUGAGAUAGUUUUGUUUACUCUUAUAUUUAUCUUUUUUGGUAUCUACUUUGAGAAAAAAGUGGAAGUAACAUCAACUAAUAUUAAAUCGGGUAUUAAAGAUUCAUCAUUUUUUUCUAAUUUGAAAAAAAAAAAAUUAGAAAAUAAUUCUAUUACUGCACAUAAUAAUAAUCAGAAGAAAAAUGUUAAAUCUUCUAUUUCUUCAAAUUCAGAUGUGUAUAAUAAAAAAAUAACUAGAUUAAAAACUGAAGACGAAAAAUCACUGGAUUUAUAUAGAGUAAAACCAUCGAUCAUUCUAAAAAAUAAUUAUAUUAGAACAAAACCAUUGAAUAUUGUGUAUAUAGAAAAAAGCGUUCCAUAUUUAUCCAACACUUAUAUUUCUAAUGAAGGAAAACGAAAAAAGUUAGGUAAUACUUCAUAUUCCUUUAUUCAAAAAGAAACUUCGGAAUUAAUCGAUAUCGAAGUUUUAAAUGAUUAUAAUAGUUUAAUUACAGUACUUAAUGGAAGCUACACUAACGCGAAAAAUAUCUAUAUGAACUCGCACGCCUAUAAAGAAAUGGAGCAUUACUUUAAAGAAUUACAAGAUGAUAAAUAUAAUGAAUUUAGAAAUGUAAUAAUUCCUUUAAUAAAUAAUAUGACUGAACUAACGCAACAGUAUAUGAAAUACUGUGAAGAAUGUAAAGAAAAAAUUGCAAAAGAAAUGAAUGAAUUACAUGAAUUUAUAGGAAAUUUUGAGGAAGUAAUAUCAUUUACAGAGAAAAUUAGUGAAUUAAAAAAAAAUAUAAAAGAUAUAAAAGCAAAAUUAGAUGAAGACUUUAAAGUUAUUAGACAAAAAAAAGGGGAGGUGCAUGAUAAGUUAUCGCUUAUAAUGAGUAAAAAAUAUUGCACUCUUCUAUAUUGCGACAAAGUGAAGCCUUUCUAUGGGUCUGCUGUCACUUAUUAUUAUAGUAAAACAAAAAAAGAUAUGAGUGAUUAUACUGACUUUUUACAAGAAGCUGAAAAUUUUAUAAAUUCUGAUAAUAAGUUACUAAAAAUUAGGGAUAAAAAUUUUUAUCACAAAAAAUAUAAAUACUCUUUAAAGUUAUUAAUAGAAGAAAUUAAUGUUAUUAUAAGUAUUCAUAAAAAAAACAAAGGAACUAUAUCUAAUAAUAUUAGAGUUCUUAAAUAUAGUAAUUCUUAUUAUAGUUCAUGUAAAUUCAGUUCUAAUAAUAUUGUUAAUAUUGUUAUUUCCCCUUCCGUUAUGUGUAAUGAAAAUGUUUUUGUAGAAGAUUGGAAUAAAAAAUUAAAAAUAGAUUUUGAAAAUAAAAAAAAAGCAAUUUAUGAUUUAUUUGAUAAAAUAAAACAGGAAUUAUGGGAUAGCAUAAAUUCCUUAGUUUAUCCUCAGGAUAUAGAAUCACAAAGUGUAGAAAUUACUUCACAAUCACAAAAACUCUUAAGUGAUACAAAUAGUAUGAUUUAUGAAAAUUGUGAAACGUUAGAUGAUUUAUCAUAUAGUAGUCCAGGAAUUCCAAUCAUUAAACAUGAAAUUACUAAAUUAUAUGCUGAGGUAGUUACACAUAGCAUCAAUAUGAAUAGUAGCUUUGAUUUGAUCAAUAAAAAAUGUGAUUCUAUUAAAUCUAAAAAAAAUAAGAUAGAGACAAUGAAAGCAAGUCUACCUUUAAACGAAAGUAAAACAUUAAAUGAUAUCACGGAUGAUGUUUUUACUACAAAACAAAAUAUUGAACGUAUAAUAACAUCAGUAAAUGAUAAAAUUGAAGUAAUACAAAGUAAACAUAAAGAAAUAAGUGAAAUAAAAAAAAAAAUUGAGGGACUAAUUGAGCAAAUUAAAACAAAAAAAGGGGAACUAGAUGAAUUAGAAAGAAAAGAAGACGAAGAAAAAGAACAAUAUAUAAAAAAAAUCGAACAUCACUUGAAAGAGAUUGAAGAAAAAGUAAAUAAAUUGAAUCAAUUUAUAGAUUUAAAAAAUAAGGAUAAUGAAUACUUAAAAGUUAUUGAAAAUGUAAUAGAUGCAUCAUCAUGUAAUAAUAAGGAUGAAUAUACAAAAAAAAAAGAAGAAGCAAAAGAACAAUGGAAAUCAGCUUUAACAUAUUUAUUCGGUGAUGAAAGGAUAGAGAAAAAGUGUAAAGAUAUGCCAGUUUAUUUAUCUGAAAAGAAAAAGUCAAAUUAUAUGAUAUUUGACUUGGAUACAAUCAAUAAUAUAUUUAAUAAUUUAAACCAAAAAUAUAUCGAGAUAGAUAAUAUUAUAAUUGAAAGUACAACUAUUGUGAAUGAUAAGAUAGCAUCUGCAGAAAGUAAUUUUAUACAACUUAGGGAUAGAAUUAUAAAAGAGUCAAUUGAAGAUCUGCAUAAUAAAAUGAAUAACUCAUUUCAACAAUUUAACAAUAUAUUGAAUUCUAUAUCUCAAAAUAUGACUAAUUAUAAAGCGAAUAUAGAAAAAUUUAAAAUAUUGGAAGAUUCCAUAGAAAAAAGAAAGCAUGACAUUUUGGAUAAGCUUAUUGAGGAAGAUAGUGACACAUUAAAAGAAGAUACAUCAACAGAAAUAUUGAAUCUUGAGAAUGUUAUUAGAGAAACUAAAAAUUUAAUAUCAACAAACAUAAGUGAUGGAAGAAGUGUUGUAUAUACAUUUCAAAAACAAUUUGAAUCAUAUGACAAAAUACAAAAUUAUUUUGGUAUUCUUAAAAAUAAUGAAAUUUCUGACAAUAUUAAUGAUUUGAAAACAACAAUUCAUGAAAUAAAAGCAGAUAGCAAACUAAAUGAUUAUGAGACAAAAUAUAGGGAUGAAACAAAUUCAAUAGAUGAUAGUAUAAAAAAAGUCGAGCUAUCAAAAAAAGUUAUAGAAAGUUUUAAUAUUUUAAAUAAAGUUAUAAAUGGAUCUAAUAAAAAUAACGAAUCAAUAGAGUACUUAAAAACAAAUUUGAGAGAGUCAGAAGAAAAAAUAGAUAGACAAAUUCUUUCUGUUAAUGAGGAUAAUUUAAUAGAAAACCAGGUAAAAGGGAAUCUUUUAAGUAAAUUAAGAGAAAAAAAAAAUAUGGAAGAUCAAAAAAGGAAAAUUGAUAAAUUAGAUAAAGAUUCAAAAGAAUUACAAAAAUUAUCUUUGUCUUUUAAAAAAACAACAAAAAGUUCUCUUACUGAAGAAAAUAUAGAAGCCUAUUCAGGAGAUAUAUCAAAAAAAAAAAAAAAUCUAGAAUCUAUUACAGAUGAAAUAUAUACAUUAAAAGUGGGAAUUACGAAAUUAAAUUUAGAAGUUGACAAUUUAAUUAACACCCAGAAUAAUGAAAUUGCAGAUUUAAUUUAUGAACUUAUAAUAAGAUUAGAUCUGGAUAUAAAUAGUAAAACAAAAGCAAUCUUGGGAAUUCUAGAAGUAACAAAAAAUAGUUUUGAAAAAUAUAAUUCUGAAGAAGACAUAAAAAAUAUUCAUAAUGAGAAAAAUGGGGAAAAUCUAAGAGCAAUAUCACAAAAUUUUAGUAAUUUUAAGGAUGAAAUUAAUACUUAUAAUGAAAAUUUUAUAAAAAUUCAAAAUGAUUCUAAAAAAGAAGUUGAUAAAUCUGAUGAAUUGAAGUAUAAUAAUGAAAAUUUCGAUGACAAAAGAAUCAACAUGAAAAGGUAUCAUGAUAAUAUAAAAAAAAUAUCGGAAAAUUUAGAUGAGAUGGAAAAAGAGCUAGAAACUUCAUUAAAAAAUAUAAAUAAAAAAAAAGUAGAAUAUAAAAAGAUUUUGGUAAUUGAUAUUCUUGACCAAAUCAGUGAUAAUAAAAAAGGAGGUGAAAAAGAAAUAACAAUCAUUGACGAGUAUAAAGAAAAAAUUGAGGAAUUGAAAGAAAAAAUACCAGACUCGACAGAAUGUGAAUUAGUUAAUUUUAAAUAUGAGGAUUAUGUUAAUAAUGCUAAAAAAAAUAAGGAGAUAAUAAUUAAAUUGGAACAAGAAGUGAAUUCAUUAAGGGAAACAGUAUCUAAAGAUAUAAAAGAAGAUGAAAUUAAUAGGAUCCAAAUGGAAGUCAAAAAAAAAUUAAAUGAAAUUAUAAAAGAAAAGAAUAAAAUAGAUAAUGCAUCAGAAGCUCUUAAAAAUAUGGGAAAAUUUUUAAUGUUGACAAAAUUUAGUAUAGUAAUGGAUGAAAUACAAAGUAAUGUAAAAAAGGUAAGGGAAGAAGAAAAAAAUGCAGAGAAAAAAUUCAUAGAAUCAGAAAAUAUUCAAAAAAAUAUAUUGGAUGAUCUUAAAAAAGUAGAGGAAUUACAAAAUUUACUUAUACAUAACUUAGAUGAGGAUUCAAUAAAUGGAAGCAUAGAGAAAGUUAUAUUAAUUAAAGAUCGCACUGAAUCCAAUUCAGAAAAUAUAAACAUGCUUUUAACAGAAGUUGAAAAGCAUAAGGAAACUUCUUCCUUAUAUCUUAAUAAUACCAUAAGAGGAAGAGAAAAAAUAGAAUAUUUAAAAAAGCAUGAUAAUGAUGAAACACAAAAUAUAACUGAAGCAGUAAUGCAAAAUAUAAAUAAUUAUGUUCAUGAAUCUGAAAAUUGUUCAAAAAAUGCAGAAAGACACGCACAGGAAACUAGUAAAAAUUAUACAUUAUCUUUAGAAUACACAAAGGAGGUGAAUGAUCUCUUAAAAGAUUCUUUAAUUUUAGCAGAAAAAAUGAAAGUUGAAAUGAAAAAAAAUUAUGUUAUAGAUAUGCUAAUAGAAAUCCAGGAUAGUUAUUACGAUAAUAAAUAUAUAUUAGAAAGAUUAAAAGAAAGAUUAAUUAAAAUAAAUCAAGAAGAUAUUAAUAUGAAAUGUGAAUAUGAAGCAAAUAAUGAAAAGUCUAUAG
Plasmodium relictum is the source of this 4810-nucleotide messenger RNA. RefSeq names its product reticulocyte binding protein, putative. NCBI's taxonomy places the organism in Eukaryota, Apicomplexa, Aconoidasida, Haemosporida, Plasmodiidae. The annotation marks the transcript as partial. The record is from RefSeq and is a predicted model, not a curated record. The transcript has 2 exons.